Messenger RNA from Nilaparvata lugens (brown planthopper), 935 nucleotides. RefSeq lists its product as uncharacterized. Lineage: Eukaryota; Metazoa; Arthropoda; Insecta; Hemiptera; Delphacidae. The transcript has 3 exons. Bases 265 to 693 code for a protein of 142 amino acids. The record is from RefSeq and is a predicted model, not a curated record.
AUCUCGCAUCUCGCUCUGCAUCUGAGUGUGUUAUCAUGACCGUGCUGCAAGCUGGGAAUCACAGGCAGGCGCUUUCAUCGCUAUUUAAUCCAUGCUGUUUUCCUUUCCGACUAUCAUUUCGACUCAGUUCAUCUCGCAGUUGCAUCUUCUCAUCUCACAGAGCCGCUACUCUUCUCUACAUAGUACGCCACGGAAGAACAGUCUUGUCUCUCCAGUGCCUGCUUUAUUCAGUGGACUCCUAAGAUCAACGAUUGAAUUCCAAGAAUGGAUCUGAAAAUGCUGGUUGUUUUCCUCGUGGUGGUAGCGUCAGCCUAUGCAAGGCUGCAUCAGACGCCUCCUCCAGAAUUCGAUGGCAGACUCAUAAACCGACCUCCUCCUCCAAAGUUCGAUUAUUACCCAAGAGGAAGAGUUGUCAGGAGUGCACCCGAAGCUGAACCCAUGCAUGAGCGCAUGCGCCGAUCGCCACAGGAUGGGAAGCACGGCAGCGUGGUGGUUUCAGGAAGCAGAACAGAGGGGCGGGGAGGUGCACCCGCUCAGCAGUCAGUACGCGGCGACUACAACCACAACUUGUGGCGAGGCAAGAAUGGCGCCACCGUCGACGCCAAUGCCUACUAUCAGCGCAACUGGGGCGCCGGGCCCAGGCAGGACUAUGGCGGUGGUAUUAGCGCAUCCAUCCCAUUCGGUCGCCGAUGAUACACUCACUUACAGUUAGAUCAAGUGCAACAAGAGAGCACAGUGAAGUAAUAUGUUCCUUAAAUAAUUACAAAUUUAUAUUUUUUCCAUGGUCUAAAUAAUUAAUUGUGUACUAUUCAGAUUUGAUUUCGAGCUGUAUAAUCAAUUCAUAGUCUAUGUUUUGUGACUAGUCAUUAGAAUUAUUAUUGUAAAAUGAUUUUCAGUUCACGUUAUCAAAUAAAGCUGACACUUAACGACAUUCA